This is a messenger RNA of Pundamilia nyererei, 7720 nucleotides long. It is a transcript of the gene sptbn2, whose product is annotated as spectrin, beta, non-erythrocytic 2. The record is from RefSeq and is a predicted model, not a curated record. Gene Ontology annotation, molecular function: structural constituent of cytoskeleton; phospholipid binding; actin binding. Lineage: Eukaryota; Metazoa; Chordata; Actinopteri; Cichliformes; Cichlidae. Gene Ontology annotation, cellular component: spectrin. The transcript has 40 exons. Bases 565 to 7704 code for a protein of 2379 amino acids.
CGCCACCUAACCCCCUCCCACGCACAUCCCUAGCUACCACCACCACAUCUACUUUUUCUUUCUUUCUUCUCCCUGUUGAACGUUAGCACAGGGAGCUGGAGUCAGUGAGGUACGGACGGUCCUUCGGAUGCUCGGCUGCCGGGGGGGGGGAGAGAAGAAGCUGCUGCGGAUAUCCGUCUCAUACCUGCCUCAAAACGGGGUCCUCUCAGCCUGUAUAUGUUUUUCCCCCCCAGCAGACCGUUUUGCUGUGUGAAAGCUAAAUAAAGAGAGAACCUGGCUUGGUUUCGUAACGCGCUGCACCGCUAGCAGCGCGGAGGGAAAGAGGUUUUUCGAGGAUGCGGAUUUAAAGGGAAGACGUUACCAGUGUCACCUGGGAUUUUUGUUAAACCGUUAAUAUUCUAAUUUAGCGUAGCCGGACGCGUCCGAGAGCAAAGGAAGAUUUUUCACAUGUUUGGUUAAAUUUCGCAUAUAACGACGCGAUAGGACAAAAAAGAAAACAUCGAGGGCCUCUUAAACAGAAGAGAAAAUAAGGGGUUGAAUGCGUUUUUCGCCAGCCUGGACAACAUGAGCACAAUCUCACCAACAGACUUCGACAGCUUGGAGAUCCAGCAGCAGUACAAUGACAUCAACAAUCGCUGGGACCUGGCAGCAGAGACUGACUGGGACAAUGAGAACAGUUCGGCACGUCUCUUUGAACGGUCUCGUAUUAAGGCCCUCGCAGAUGAACGUGAAGCAGUACAGAAGAAAACCUUUACCAAAUGGGUAAAUUCUCACUUAGGCCGAGUGACCUGUCGCAUUGGUGACUUGUACACCGACCUACGGGAUGGGCGCAUGCUAAUCCGCCUUCUGGAAGUGCUCUCAGGAGAACAGCUGCCAAAACCUACUAAGGGCCGCAUGCGUAUCCACUGCCUUGAAAAUGUUGACAAAGCCCUACAGUUUCUUAAGGAGCAAAAAGUUCAUCUGGAAAAUAUGGGCUCACAUGACAUUGUGGAUGGGAAUCACCGUCUCACCCUGGGUCUCAUCUGGACCAUCAUCCUUCGCUUCCAGAUUCAAGACAUCAGUGUGGAAACUGAGGACAAUAAGGAGAAGAAAUCAGCUAAAGAUGCGCUGCUGCUUUGGUGCCAAAUGAAAACUGCUGGAUACCCAAAUGUGAAUAUACACAACUUCACUACCAGUUGGAGAGAUGGUCUAGCGUUCAAUGCCAUCGUGCACAAACACAGACCCGACCUGAUUGAGUUUGACAACCUGAAGAGGUCCAACGCUCACUACAAUCUCCAAAAUGCUUUCAAUGUGGCUGAGAAGGAACUGGGGCUUACCAAGCUGCUGGACCCAGAAGAUGUCAAUGUGGAUCAGCCUGAUGAAAAGUCUAUAAUUACCUAUGUGGCAACUUACUAUCAUUACUUCUCCAAGAUGAAAGCCCUGGCAGUGGAGGGCAAACGAAUUGGCAAGGUGCUCGACUAUGCUAUUGAGGCCGACCAGCUGAUAGAGAAGUAUGAGACCCUGGCCUCUGAGCUGCUGCAGUGGAUUGAGCAGACCAUAGUGACACUCAAUGAUCGGCAGCUAGCUAACUCUCUGAGUGCUGUACAGAACCAGCUCCAAGCUUUUAACUCCUACAGGACUGUGGAGAAACCUCCCAAAUUUACAGAGAAAGGAAACUUGGAGGUUCUUCUUUUUACUAUCCAAAGCAAGAUGAGAGCAAACAAUCAGAAGGUUUACAUGCCAAGAGAGGGAAAACUCAUUUCUGACAUAAAUAAGGCAUGGGAACGACUGGAAAAGGCAGAACAUGAACGUGAGCUGGCACUGAGAAAUGAGUUGAUUCGCCAGGAGAAACUGGAGAUGCUCGCUGCUCGCUUUGACCGGAAAGCUGCUAUGCGGGAGACAUGGCUGAGCGAGAACCAGAGACUGGUGUCUCAGGAUAAUUUUGGAACCGACCUGGGAGCAGUGGAAGCUGCCACUCGUAAACACGAGGCAAUUGAGACAGACAUUGGAGCAUACUGGGAGCGUGUGGCCGCAGUGGAGGCUGUCGCCAAAGAGCUGGAGGCAGAGGGAUAUCAUGAUGUGCGGCGCAUACUCGCACGAAGGGAUAAUGUGCUUCGACUCUGGGAAUACUUGAAAGAGCUUCUGGCUGCACGCAGAGAGCGUCUGAAUGCCCACCGUGACCUACAGAGGCUGUUUCAGGAGAUGCGUUACAUCAUGGACUGGAUGGCAGAUGAGAAGGGUCGUCUGCAGUCUCAGGACAGCGGAAAACAUUUGCAUGAUGUGUUAGACCUACUGCAAAAGCACAAUCUGGUAGAGGCUGAUAUUUCUGCUCAGGCAGAGAGGAUCAAGGCAGUGCAAGGAGCUGCAAACCGCUUCACUUCCCAUGAGCAGGCCUAUAAACCUUGUGAGCCUGGACUAGUUAGUGAGAAGGUUGAGCUGCUGGGUCAAGCCUAUGAAGAACUUGGUCAGCUUGCUGUGAAUCGCAGAGAGCGCCUAGAGGACUCACGGCGUCUGUGGCAGUUCCUGUGGGAUCUCGGAGAGGAGGCAGCCUGGAUCCGAGAGCAGGAACAGAUCCUGGCUAGUGGAGACUGUGGCCGUGACCUUACUUCUGCCCUUCACCUACUCAGUAAACAUGAGGCUUUCAGGGAUGAGAUGGCAGCCCGCUAUGGCCCCCUGAGUAACAGUAUUGCUGCUGGAGAAGAUCUGGUUAAAGAAGGGCACUUUGGAGCUUCGGAAGUAACUGAGAGGAUUCAAGACAUCCGUGCACAGUGGGCCCAUCUGGAGGAGACAACUAAGCAAAGAGAGCAGAGCCUUAAGGAAGCCGUGGCCCUGCAUCAGUUUCAGACGGAUGCCAAUGACAUGGAAGCAUGGAUCAUGGAGACACUUAGACAGGUAUCCAGUCAGGAGGUGGGCCACGAUGAGUUCUCUACCCAAACUCUAGCUCGCAAGCAGAGGGAGAUAGAAGAGGAGAUCCAGAGUCACCACCCCCUAAUUGACUCUCUGCACGAGCAGGUCCAAGCACUGCCACAGGCCUAUGUACAUUACCCUGAAGUGGAUGGUCGUCUGCCUGCUAUUGAACAACGUUAUGAAGAACUGGAGACCCUGUCAGCAGCUCGACGCCAGGCUCUGGAAGGUGCCCUGGCCCUCUACCGCAUGUUCAGUGAAGCUGGUGCCUGUCAGCUCUGGGUGGAGGAAAAGGAACAGUGGUUACAUGGCAUGGAGAUCCCUACAAAGCUGGAGGACUUGGAGGUCGUACAGCAAAGAUUUGAGACACUGGAACCUGAGAUGAACAACCUAGGAACCCGUGUCACUGAUGUGAACCAGGUGGCAGAGCAGCUGCUGAGCUCAGACAACUGUAACAAAGACCAAAUCCACCAGACAACAGACCAACUAAACAACAGAUGGAAGGAGUUUCAGCAACUGGCUGGACAAAAGAAACAAGAUCUUGAGUCGGCUCUCAACAUCCAGAACUACCAACUCGAGUGUAAUGAGAUCCAGACUUGGAUGAAGGAAAAGACCAAAGUUAUUGAAUCUACUCAGGGUCUUGGCAAUGACUUGGCGGGAGUGAUGGCACUACAACGCAAACUCACUGGCAUGGAGAGGGACCUUGAGGCUAUCCAGGGAAAAUUAGAUGACUUGAGAAAUGAGGCAGAAAAGUUGGCCAAGGAACAUCCAGAUCAAGCAGGAGAGAUCCAAGGACGCUUGGCAGAGAUUCAAGAGGUGUGGGAGGAACUGAACGCCACCAUGAAGCGACGGGAAGAGUCACUGGGGGAAGCUAGCAAGCUACAGGGUUUCCUUAGGGAUUUGGAUGACUUCCAGUCCUGGCUGUCCCGCACCCAGACAGCCGUGGCUUCAGAGGAUAUUCCCACUUCUCUGCCUGAGGCUGAGAGUUUGCUAGCCCAGCAUGAGAGCAUCAAGAACGAGGUGGAUAACUAUAAGGAGGACUAUGAAAAGAUGCGUGCGGUUGGUGAGGAGGUCACCCAAGGUCAGACAGAUGCCCAGCACAUGUUUUUGGCCCAGAGGCUCCAGGCAUUGGACACUGGCUGGCAUGAGUUGCGGCGCAUGUGGGAGAAUCGGCACAGCCUGUUGGCCCAAGCCUUUGACUUCCAGACUUUCCUGAGAGAUGCAAAGCAGGCAGAGGCAUUCCUUAACAGCCAGGAGUACGUGCUGUCCCACACAGAGAUGCCCACCAGUCUUCAGGCAGCAGAGGAGGCCAUUAAGAAGCAUGAGGAUUUCCUCACCACCACAGAGGCCAGUGAAGAGAAAAUAACUGGUGUGGUGGAAGCUGGAAGACGCCUCAUUAAUGACUCUAAUGCAAACUCGGAUAAGAUCCAGGAAAAGGUUGAUUCAAUCCAGGAAAGACAUCUUAAGAAUAAAGAGGCUGCAAAUGAACUGCUGACCAAGCUUAAGGAUAACCGGGAACUUCAGCACUUCCUCCAAGAUGGACAAGAGCUCACCUUGUGGAUAAAUGAGAAGAUGCUGACGGCUCAGGACAUGUCUUAUGAUGAGGCCAGAAAUCUUCACAGCAAGUGGCAGAAACACCAGGCAUUCAUGGCAGAGCUGGCCUCCAACAAAGACUGGCUCGACAAAAUUGAUAAGGAGGGUCAAGCACUGGUUGCUGAGAAGCCUGAGCUGAAACCUGUUGUCCAGCAGACCCUGGAGGACCUGCAGCGUCAGUGGGAGGAGCUGGAGAGCACAACUCGCACGAAGGCUCAGUGCUUAUUUGAUGCUAACAGAGCAGAGCUCUUCACACAGAGCUGCUCCGCUCUAGAUGUUUGGCUGAAAAACCUUGAAGGUCAGCUGCAAAGUGAUGACUAUGGAAAAGAUCUGACCAGUGUGAACAUCCUCCUCAAGAAGCACCAGAUGCUGGAGCAUCAAAUGGAGGUCAGAGAGAAGGAGGUGCAGGCCCUGAAGUCUCAGGCUCUGGCUCUGUCCCAGGAAGAUGCCGGACUGGCUGAGAUAGAUGGUCAGCAACGGCAUGUCACCGACAGCUUCGCCAACCUCCAAGACCCACUCAACCUCAGGAGACAGCAGCUGCUCGCCUCCAAAGAAGCACAUCAAUUCAACAGAGACCUGGAGGAUGAAAUUCUGUGGGUGACAGAAAGGAUGCCCCUAGCAACCUCCACAGACCAUGGAAAAGACCUGCCCACUGUACAGCUGCUAAUCAAGAAGAACCAGACUUUGCAGAAGGAGAUUCAAGGCCAUCAGCCUCGCAUUGAUGACAUCCACAGACGAGGCAAGACUCAGACCCAGGUAGAUGGUGAACGCCAGUCUGUUCUGGAGGAUCGCCUAGUUGAACUGCAGAGCCUUUGGGACCAGUUGAUCGCCGAGACAGACAAGCGUCAUGCCCGUCUAAUAGAGGCUAAUCGUGCCCAGCAGUUCUAUGCUGAUGCUGCGGAGGCAGAGGCCUGGAUGGGAGAGCAAGAGUUGCACAUGAUGUCAGAAGAAAAAGCCAAGGAUGAGCAAAAUGCUCUAGUGAUGGUCAAGAAGCACCAGAUCCUUGAGCAGGCACUUGAAGACUACGCCCAAACUAUCCACCAACUGGCCAACAGCAGUCGUCUCAUGGUCAACAAUGAACACCCAGAGAGCGAAAGAAUCACCUUACGACAAGCCCAAGUUGACAAGCUGUACGCAGGUCUGAAGGACCUUGCUGAGGAGCGUCGGGGACGGCUUCAGGAGAGGCUGAGGCUGACCCAGCUGAAGCGGGAGGUGGAUGACCUGGAACAGUGGAUUGCAGAGAGAGAGGUGGUUGCUGGCUCCCAUGAACUAGGACAGGACUAUGAACAUGUCACAAUGCUGAGGGACAAGUUCCGGGAGUUUGCUCGUGACACCAGCACUAUCGGCCAAGAGCGUGUGGAUGGUGUAAAUGCACUGGCAGAUGAUCUGAUUGAGUCGGGUCAUCCUGAGAACGCCAGUGUUGCUGAAUGGAAAGACGGUUUAAACGAGGCCUGGGCUGACCUGCUGGAACUGAUUGACACACGCACGCAAAUGUUGGCAGCCUCUUAUGAGCUGCACCGCUUCCAUCAAGAUGCCAUGGAGGUGCUUGGACGUGUUAAGGAGAAGAGGGAAGCACUGCCUUCUGAACUUGGCCGUGACCUCAACACUGUCCAGCAUCUGCACAGACAGCACACCGCUUUUGAACAUGACAUCCAGGCCCUCAGCGGACAGGUGAAUCAAGUGCAGGAUGAUGCUGCACGCCUGCAGAAGGCCUACGCUGGUGAGAAAGCGGAUGACAUUCACAGAAGCGAACAUGCUGUGACUUCUGCCUGGGAGGGCCUGCUCGAGGCUGGCGAGGCUCGCAGGCUCCUCCUGCUGGACACCGUGGAGAAAUUCCGCUUCUUCAACAUGGUGCGAGACCUCAUGCUCUGGAUGGAUGGUGUGAACCUGCAGAUUGACGCACAUGACAGCCCAAGGGAUGUAUCUUCUGCAGGGUUAGUAAUUGCCAAUCAUCAAGACAUCAGAUCAGAGAUUGACGCUAGGACAGACAGCUUCACUGCUUGUGUUGAGAUGGGAAAUACUUUGAUCAACAAAAACCACUAUGCAUCUGAUGAGAUCCGAGAAAAACUGACUCAACUCCAGGAAAAAAGAGAUAAGAUCAACAAAAAAUGGCAAGACAAGAUGGACCACUUACAAAUUGUGCUGGAGGUGUUGCAGUUCGGACGUGAUGCUUAUGUGGCAGAGUCGUGGUUGGCUGGGCAAGAACCUCUGGUGCGCGCAGCAGAGUUGGGCUCAAAUGUGGAUGAAGUAGAGAGCCUAAUUAAGCGCCAUGAAGCCUUUGAGAAACUCGCCACGGCUUGGGAAGAGCGCUUCGUGCAGCUGGAGAAGCUCACUACACUUGAAGAGCAAGAAAAUCAGAGGAGGCGGGAGGAAGAGGAGAGAGCGAGGCGACCUCCUACUCCUCCAACAGUAGAAGAAGUGCCACAGUCUGAGACAGAAACUCAACCACAUGAUUCUGCAGCCAGAACCAGUCUGGACCAGACCACUCUCAAUCAGUCCGUGUCAGUGAACGGAGUACACAGCGACAAUGACACAUCACAACAGUCAUUAUCGCUAUCGUUGUCAGUGGGAAAGAAAUCAGAGCCUAAACGUGUGUGUAAGCCAAAGCAGCAGGAGCGUGGCUCAGAGUCUGAGUCAGUGAACGGACCGGGCAGAGACAGCGGACUGGCAUCGUCUCGCGUCGAUCCGUCUGCCACUUUACCGAGCAGAGGCGCGGCAGACUCGGAGCCAGAGACCAUGGAGGGGAUGCUCUGUCGAAAACAGGAGAUGGAGUCUCACAUCAAAAAGGCAGCUACCAGGUCCUGGCAGAAUGUGUAUUGUGUCCUACGAAAAGGAAGUCUUGGUUUCUAUAAAGACGGCAAGAGUGCUAGCAACGGCAUUCCAUACCACGGAGAAGUUCCCAUCAGCUUGGGAGAGGCUGUGUGUGAAAUAGCCCAUGACUAUAAGAAAAGGAAACACGUAUUCAAGCUCAGGUUAGGGGAUGGGAAAGAGUACCUGUUCCAAGCAAAGGAUGAGGCGGAGAUGAGCUCCUGGAUCCAGUCCAUCCUUAGCUCCAUUCCAAAAGGAUCAGGAGACUCGCCUGGAGCUCCACGGCCCCUCAGCCGUGCCAUGACGAUGCCGCCCAUCUCGCCCAGCUCGGGUGAAGCUGGAGGCGUUACCAUGCGCAACAAGGAUGGGAAAGAGAAGGAUCGCGAGAAGAGGUUCAGCUUCUUCGGCAAGAAGAAAUAAAACAUUUGUAAAAUCA